Salvia miltiorrhiza (redroot sage) is the source of this 4078-nucleotide messenger RNA. RefSeq names its product KH domain-containing protein At4g18375-like. The record is from RefSeq and is a predicted model, not a curated record. Gene Ontology annotation, biological process: regulation of gene expression. Gene Ontology annotation, molecular function: mRNA binding. The transcript is spliced from 8 exons. The coding region runs from base 229 to 2112 and encodes 627 amino acids. NCBI's taxonomy places the organism in Eukaryota, Viridiplantae, Streptophyta, Magnoliopsida, Lamiales, Lamiaceae. Gene Ontology annotation, cellular component: nucleus; cytoplasm.
AGUUUGUUUGUAACAAAAAAUUUAGAUGACAGAUUGGCCCUACAAAAUUUUGAUGAGCUACGAAAAUUAGAGACUUUUUUGAGGCGAAGCAGCCCCACCCACAACGUCACCGUUUCCGCCACUUUUGUGAUCUCUUCAUCGCUCUGGCGACUCCACUAUAGUGCCUGAUAUGCUGUAAUUUGUAAGCCCAACCAGCGGUUGGAGUAUUGCAGGCUUGUCUUCAGUGCAAUGGGUGAAAGUGGGAAGCGUCCUCGUUCAUAUCGAGAUGAUGCAGACAGCAAGAACCAGAGGAGGAGAACUGAUAGGGAAAGAGAGAGGGAUGAAAAGGGAAAUGAUGAAGUAGUAGUGUACAGGAUUCUGUGUCCCGAUAGUGUUAUUGGGAGUGUGAUUGGAAAGAAUGGAAAAGUGAUAAAUUCCAUCAGGCAAGACUCAAGAGCAAAGGUAAAAGUGGUGGACCCAUUUCCAGGUGCUAAAGACAGAGUUAUUAUUAUCUAUUGCUAUGUAAGGGAAAAGGAAGAAGUUGAAGUUGAUGAUGAAUUCAAUGAUAAUCAACCUCUUUGUCCCGCACAAGACGCCCUACUCAAGGUGCAUGCCGCGAUUGCAAAUGCACUAGCUGUACUUGGAGAAUCGGACAGAAAGAGGAAAGACAGAGAGAGGGAAGAAUGUCAGCUUCUUGUUCCAUCUAGCCAGUCUGCUAAUAUUAUCGGGAAAUCUGGUGCAACCAUUAAGAAAUUGAGGAACAAGACUAGGACAAGCAUCAAGGUUACUGCUAAGGAUGCUGGUGAUCCAUCUCAUUCUUGUGCGCUAGAGUUUGACAAUUUUGUUAUGAUAUCUGGUGAGUCAGAGGCGGUCAAGAAAGCACUUUUUGCCAUUUCUGCGAUUAUGUACAAGUUUACAGCAAAGGAAAACAUUCCUCUUGACACUUCUGUCCCCGAAGCACCGCCAAGCAUAAUUAUUCCAUCAGAUGUUCCAAUGUAUCCUGCUCCCGGACUUUAUCCAAAUGUAGAACCCAUUAACCCUGCUAGACCAGUGCCUUCUAUCUUAGGUCAUUCACAUGCACCCGAUAUCCCAGGCUAUGCUGAUGUCGGGGGAACAUGGCCAGUAUAUUCAUCUGCUCUUCCAGUGGUGUCUGGUUAUGGUGGUGCGUCACGUUCUGAGGAAUUAACCAUAAAAGUGCUGUGCCCUUCUAACAAGAUUGGCCGUGUUAUUGGGAAGGGUGGAAGUUCCAUUAAAGGUAUAAGGCAAGAGAGUGGUGCUCGUAUUGAAGUUGAGGACCCCAAGACCAACAAUAGUGAGUGUGUCAUCACUGUGAUCUCCUAUGAGUCAUCAGAAGAUUUGAAAUCCAUGGCAGUUGAAGCUGUUUUAUUGUUACAAGGAAAGAUAAAUAGUGAAGAUGAUGAUACUGUAACUAUGCGGCUCCUUGUUCCUUCAAAGGUUAUUGGCUGUAUCAUUGGAAAAAGCGGUUCUAUCAUCAAUGAAAUUCGGAAAAGAACUAAAGCAGAUAUACGAAUUUCUAAAGGCGAGAAGCCUAAAUUUGCUGAUGGAAACGAUGAACUUGUUGAGGUCUAUGGACAAGUUAGUAAUCUGAGAGAUGCACUUAUUCAGAUUGUUUUGAGGCUUCGAGAUGAUGUAUUAAAAGAUAGGGAAGACAUCCACAAUGAUUCUACUGGUGUCGAGGCAUUAUAUGCUGGUGGUGCAUCUCUUCCAGUGUCAUCAGUUUUCCGCAGUGGACACUCUGGUGCUGCAUUAAGUUAUGACCAAAGGGCUGAUACAGGCAGUGGUUUGGGAUUGCUUUCCUCCAGUGGAUAUGGAUAUGGGUCCUUACCAAUGGGGGACAAUGGCUAUGGAUCCUUGUCUUCACAUUCAACAUCACUGUUUGCAGGGUUGCCUCCGCCAUCUGUUCUGGAAAUGGUCAUCCCUGCACAUGCAAUGGGUAAAGUAAUAGGAAAAGGUGGCACAAAUAUUGACAAUAUCCGCAAGAUAUCUGGAGCGGCGAUUGAUAUUCCAGAUUCCAAAUCUUCGCGAGGGGAUCGUGUGGCUAUAAUAUCAGGCACCUCUGACCAAAAGCGUGCUGCUGAAAACUUGAUUCAGGCAUUCAUUAUGGCAACUUAAGUUUCAGGAGUAGCUCCGUCCAUGUGAACUUGAAAGUAGUUCAUAACUGGGGUUUGUGAUCAAAGGUUACUUCUCUCGUGGUCCUUUAGGUCCCGUUCGUGGAGAUCAAUCUUCUUCUUAGGCUUCUGGUGGAUUCUCAUCUCUUCUAUAGGGAAUCUUAUGAAGAUGCUUCUAGAAGUUUUAUACAUAUCUAUUUCUGAGUGAUAUCAAUUCUAGUUGCUGCAUGAUAAGGAUAAAUUCAUCUGCAGCAACAUCAUAAGGGAUAGGAAAUUUCUUUCCUUUCGUUUCAUUUGGCAGACUCUCUUCUUGAAAUCUUAUUUCCUGCAUGCUUGGCUCAUGAUUGGAUGUUAACUUGAUUUUCAAGAUCAUAACACAUAAUCUUCUAUGUAUCCCUUCCUUGCUUUCUGCUGCUGCUUCUGUCUUAUUGAUGUGCCUCUAAUCAAAGGUCUCUUCCUCAUGUGCCUUUCCGUGCUCAUCAUAUUUAUAGAAAUAAGCUCAGAGUGACCUCUGUCCUAAUAAAGUGUACUCCUUCCGUUCUCGCAAGAUAAUAUCUCUAUCGUUCAGCUCAAUCAUAAGCUACAAAUUCUGAUAUGCUUGUUAUUGAAUAGCUUGCAUUGGUUUCCUUGUUCGCUAACUAAUCUGAUCCCAUAUUGUAUUGUCCUCCAAAAUUUCUUCUCAAAUCCUCCAGAAGAUCCAUUGACAUGUUCUUUAUGGGGAUAGAAGACAUGUCAGUAUCACAUUCGGUUACCCAUAAUCUUCAUUUAAAAGUUUACCGGUUACCUUGUUUCAGUUAUAAUCAAUUGAACCUUUAGUACCAGACAGUAUUAUUCUAUUUUCCAUCAGGUAUGGCCCAUACAACCUUUUUUUGCUGGCCUGCAUGGGUUUAUACUGAAUGACUGAUGAGAAUAUUAAGAUCAGACCUAGCUCAUCGAAUCGAGACAUUAAACUAGUUCUUUACUAGUAAGGAGUGAAUCUACACUCCCUCGUGCAUUGAGUUCAUUGAUUAAAUAAGAUUUUGGAUCCUUUAACUUGUUUUCUUUCUAAUCUAUGUGUUGACAUUAUUUGUUCUCACAUACUACCCUCAUCCUCGUUCGAAAAGACUCUUCUCCGUGCCCUUCCCUAUGAAAUGAUACUAGAUGACAGGGUCUUGUUCUGCAGAGACUAUAAUGAUAUCUCCACCUUCAGAUUCUCGAUAAGAUUUAGAUCCGCUCUGCACAGCUCAUUCUCCACCUAGUUAAUGAGAGUAGUUUGUUUAGUUUCUAAUCCUUACUAUGAUCUGUAUUGAUCUAACAUCACUUCUUUAUAUAAUAGAGCACUUAUGCUGUUUCUGAAUCAGAAUAGAAUCUUGAAUCUAAAAACUCUGCUGCAUAUGUGAGGUUUUACUUGAUGCUCGUAUAGUUGGGACGUCAGUGCAAUUUAUUUCUUCUUUCAGCUCCUUAAGUUUGUUCCUAGCAAAACAGGGUAACAGUUUCGUGAUCUGGUGAGUACUUAGAUUUGCUCGAUUCUCACUCAUGGCUUAUCUGCGGUAUCUAUAUGUGUUGGUACCAUGUCAGUAAUAGUAUUGUUAUAGCAGAUGCAAUAGUUAAAUGCUAACAACUCUAGAUCUUAAGUAGAGCUGGUUUAUACCGUUUCACAUUGCUUCUACCCUCGUUUAGAUGAUCGUGUCUUAAUAUGUUCCCGAUUAAGGUCAUGGCUGUGAAGUUAUGGCAGAUGGAUUGCCCUAGUAGAUCUCGAGUUUCUUACUGCAAAGAGCUCCUUCGGGGCGACCCCAAAAUCUUAGUCUUAGAUUUGGUUAUGGUGGGAGACGAGGGCUCGUAAUUGUAUGUUCAGAGGUGUAUAUAUAUAUCCGGUUUCAAGUAAUUCUUUUAGGUCUAUUGCUGAUUAAAAUCAAAGUAUUUGAAUCAGAGUGUUGUAAGAAUAUUGUAUAACAUGUAAAGAGGCAGGAAAUUUUUGUUUUCUACUUGAA